CUCAUUUGACAUCCACGUGAAUACAAUGAUAAGCUGUCAGCUCGCUCCACUUUUAUUCCCCAUUGACAGCAGUCAGUCAAACCCGCUUUUUUGGUCGAUUUUUAUCGCUUCGUUUAUUAUUGGUCUGAAGCGACAAGAGGAACAAAAUGGCGGUUCAAAUCUUCAACGUGAUUUGGCGGAUCUCAUCUCUGUGUAUCUGCUUCCUAGCAUGUGCUGAAGGUGGUCCAGCAAUUAUUGAGCCGUGGCCUUAUAACCUCUACCCAAUUGAGGGAGAGAAUAUAGCUGUCACAUGUGUAGCAUUUGACGAAAAUGACCCUAAUGGUAGACCAGUUAUCAAGUUUGCCCGCAAUCUAGAUUUAGGGGGGACAAAACAGAUCACUGAUGAGGGCCCAAAUGGACACACCUACUUUACAACUGAGAAAAAAAUGGACGGUCGGAAAGUGUCCACCACGUUGCACAUCAACAAUGUCACCCUGAAUGACGACACAAAGAAUGGUGGGAGCUACCAGUGUGAAGCCUACGCUAGUAGUGCUCCUGGUGCCACCGCUGAUGAUGUUUAUGGAUUCACCAUCACUGUGAUCAAGCGUUCUGAAAUCCCUAAAAUCCAAGUUUCUGAGGAUGAAACUGUCAAGUUUGGGGAUUCUGUCAGUUUAGGAUGUAACCUGACUGAUGUUGGCACAAAUAAACUGUGGAAUCCAAUAGAUCACAUAGCUUGGAUCAAAGACAACAAGCUCAUUGACGAAACCUUCAGCCCUGAGAAAAAAAGACUAGAUAACUUGGAGGUUAAGAUUGAUAGCCCUGAAGAUGCAGGAAUCUUCACCUGUGUUCUUACGGCAAAGCUCAGGAAUAUCAGGCCUUACAAGAUCUAUGGCAACAUAACUGUUCAAGUUACGCCUCAUCUCUUCAGGACUGAGGUGACGACCCAUCAGUUCUACAAGGGAGAUCCUGGCAAGAUGGUCUGCUCUGCCCAGGGCAACCCUAUUGAGGUUACCUGGAAGAGAAAAGACAGGAAUGAUAAACAAGUAGUUGUCCUGAACCAGACAGAACCGGAUAAUAGGUACUCGUUUAGCAAUUCAGGCUACAGAGGUUUCACCCUGACCAUCAACCCUCUGGAAUAUAUGGACCGAGGUAGCUUCUACUGUUGUAUCAAGGGUGAAAACAACACCAACACUGAAGACACCACCGGCUGCCAAGAGUUUCUACUCCGUGUAAAAGGUCCGACAAGGGCAACAACUGGUCCCGUUCUCACCGGGACACAGUGGGAUCCAAGGUCAGGUUCAACUCGCUACACUGCCUCAAGAAUCGCCAUUGUGCUACCGGGGCUCCUGUGGAUGUCACGGACAGCACUUUGAUUACUGGGAACGAGUUUCCAUUUCUAGUUUCGAUUUCUAAGUGGGUUGGGUUUUAUCAUGUUUUGCCAAUUUGUUUUAGCAAUAGACAGCAUUUAGAGGCUUAGCUAUACUAAGGCGGGUGGCCGAAAAUAGCCUAUCGCAGCCAGGGGAUAGAGGGCUUGGAACUGCCCCCACCCCGCAUUUGAAUAUCUAAAAAAUCAAAGAAAAUGACCAGUAGGGGUUCGUUUGUGCCAAAAAAUAUUAAUGUAUACCUUUUUUCGAAAGAGACAGCUUGUAGAUUAGAUUACGGAUGAAAGUGUUUUUCGAGGCUAAUUCACAUGUUUUUAGUGCUUCAAUUAAAAUAUUAUUUUUAUCAGAGAAA
Nematostella vectensis (starlet sea anemone) is the source of this 1713-nucleotide messenger RNA. RefSeq lists its product as uncharacterized. Bases 147 to 1352 code for a protein of 401 amino acids. The record is from RefSeq and is a predicted model, not a curated record. Lineage: Eukaryota; Metazoa; Cnidaria; Anthozoa; Actiniaria; Edwardsiidae. The transcript is spliced from 9 exons.